Toxoplasma gondii ME49 is the source of this 6834-nucleotide messenger RNA. RefSeq lists its product as hypothetical. Gene Ontology annotation, molecular function: RNA binding. Lineage: Eukaryota; Apicomplexa; Conoidasida; Eucoccidiorida; Sarcocystidae. The record is from RefSeq and is a predicted model, not a curated record. Bases 3495 to 6467 code for a protein of 990 amino acids. The transcript has 5 exons. Gene Ontology annotation, cellular component: sno(s)RNA-containing ribonucleoprotein complex. Gene Ontology annotation, biological process: box H/ACA snoRNP assembly; ribosome biogenesis; pseudouridine synthesis.
CAUGAAGUGGCGAUCUACACACUCGCAUGUGGUGAAAUAUGUCCGUGGACGGCCAUUCGGGAGAGACCCCUUGACUCUUUUUUGGUGGACUCCAUUACUUGAGAGGCUCAAAUUUGAACAUUUGAAGGAAGCCUUGAUCUCAGGGACUCAAUGCAUGAGUGGAGGCUGUUGGACGGAGACUCAGGAGGGACCGAAUGGUGCUGUAGAGACGCCGCCAGGAAGUUUGGGGACUCUCGGGAGCGACUCCUGCUCUCCGCGCCUCGAGCCGAAGACUGACGGACUGUCAACGACUGACCAAGAAGAAAGAGCCUCUGGGGUUGUGUAGAUAUCCGAAAAGAAGGCAGUGCUCACAUUUACGCAUACCGAUGCACACCGGGGGACGUCACUAGCCUCCUUCUCGCCCAAUAUGAAGGCAGGGUCGCCAAAUCGAAAUUGAGACGAACGGCGAACGGGCCAGCCUUUUCUUCCACACCCGUUGAGGUGUCUGUUCCCACUUGGACUUUGCCGUCGUCUCAUGGACCAGUUUGCGUUACGCGCAACUCGCUUGGCCUCAUCACACGCGCAUGCAUAUGCCAGCACAGAGUUCUCGAUAUAGGAUGAUGAGACACUCUACAGCUGCAUCGUCGGUCAUACGUCUUCCCUUGUCGCAAUACGAUCCUGUGGCUAUCCCUACACAAUCGCACAAGCAUAUAUAUAUAUAUGUAUAUAUAUGUAUAUAUAUGUAUAUAUAUGUGUAUAUAUGUGUAUAUAUGUGUAUAUAUAUGUGUAUAUAUAUAUAUGUAUAUAUAUGUGUAUAUAUGCAUAUAUGUACGUAUGUCUGCCUCCGUCCUGUGCACAUAAUGGCACGUGCGUGGAUUUGAGAGAGACGAGGGACUGCGAGGGGAGCGUUGUGGUUUUAGACUUUCCGUUCCUCGCUGCAAGGGUCGAACGCGAUGUUUGUCAACGAGGGAUUGGAAUGUUUUCGGAGGGAAUUUGGCCCGGCGACAGAGACACGGGGAGGUGGAGGGACGGAGCAGCGUCUGUCUCGCCAUCUGGGUGUCACUGCAUCGUCUCCAAAUUCUCAGCGAGACAGAAAGUAGUAUUACACUGCAUUCGCGUCUCUGCCAAGAAGUUUCUCCCGUCCGAAAGAACCUGAAUCUGUGGCAUGGAGCGUGUAGGGGAGGAGGAGCCGUGAGAAGACUCGAGGCCUCAAGGCUCUCUUGACUUUCGUUGCGAGUCACGUCGGCAGUCCUUUUGUCCGUCGUGCAUUUGUCGCUUUUUAUGCGCGCUGUCUGUCUUCUUGGUGCGUCUAAAGAGGCGUUGUUUCUCCGGGAGGGUCGUUCGGUGACACUGGAUGCGACGGCUUUGUGCAUGGAAUCGGCGCUUUCGCCGCCCGUUUUCUUGUAUCGCGUUGCCCCGUUUCGACCUUAAAGUGUGCCAUGUAGCUUUUUCUUAACUUCUGGAAGGAAAAUGCUUCGAGCAGACAGGCGUCGCGAGGAUGCUUGCUCUGGCGGUGGCGGUCCACUACAGAGAGAGGGGCAAGACUCAGUUUCUCUCGAACGGUUUUCCUGGCUGGGGGGCUGCCCUGUUGAGCGACGGGAAGAGGCGCCUUGCGGUGUUGUGUGCACAGCCUCACCAGCAGAUGCAGAGAAAAGAGCAGCGCGCGGCUGACUUUACAAAAGUUCAUUUUCCUGGAAAGAAGCUGGUUCGAGAUGGCAGCCUUCUCCGAACGCUAAUGCGGUCAGAGGAACAUCUGCGCUUGUUUUUUUUCCAUUUACCCCCAACGUGCUUAUCCGACUCGGCAAAUUGUCAGAAAAGGAACUGUACCUUACUCGACCCUUCCCAGCCUUCAUGUGAGGCAUUUCUCCGAGACUUGCAGUGGAAGUCGUUAUCUAUGGUAUGAGCAUUCUCUCGCGGCGGUGCUGCAGACCAAUCAGAACAUGUUCCUUCUCCUUCCUUAACACAGUAAUGUCCACUCAGCCUCUGUCCCGCCACAGCAGCUCUGUACCUUUCAGGGAGACUCAGUGACAUCACUUUAGGGAAGAGAGCCUUACAGCUGUGUGCAUGCCGACAUCCACCAGAGACUGGUGUUUCCGCAUUUGCUUCCCACUCUAGGAUACAGAAGCACUUGCAGAUUAAUCAAAUAUUUAGAUGGGUACACGAAUAUGCGUGGUGCAUCUGUACCUGCUGUAGUUCGUGACGAUCCUGUGGUUUAACUUAAGAGAAGACGACGCCGGCGUCUCACACAGUCAAGUAAACAUCCACAAAAAAGCAGCGAGGACCAGGUGGAGGACGGUCAGUUGCGUUACAGACGGGCAUAGACUCACGAACCAACACUACGCUCCGAUGUGCCAGUGCUUUUUUUCAGGUCGGAAACCACGAAGCUCUGCGGGGAAUAACGCGGGAGAAAUGACUUUUGUUGAAAGAAAGUGCACGUUUCAUCAAACAAAUGACGCGCGAGAAACUACUGCGAGAUACAGAAUAGCUUUCUCGCCACUCUGCAGGAAUGUUUUCCAAAAAACGAGUCCUUGAAAACGCUUUGAGGUCCGGACACGAACCCCGGCAUUGUUCUCUCCGUUGCUGACACAACUGCAUUUGAAGGGUCUCUUCUAAAGUAUUUUCACCUUUCGCUUUCGCUCCGGAGUGAUUCGUCUUCCACUUUCGCCUCUUUCUUUUGCGCAAGUACUUCCGUUUUUUCUCUUCGGGGUCUCGAGCGAAAAGCCAGCUCCAUUAUUUAACAGGACCCGCUUGUGUAGAUGGGGUAACCGCGGAUCCGUUCUCCGACAGCUUUUCUUGGCGUUCUUCUGCAGCCGGAGAAGCAAAGACAUCUUCUGAUUGUCUAGCACAGAGCGUGAGGAAAAUUGAAACGCGCGAAAUGCGUCGUUUUACACUGCUUUCACAGGCGCAAGUUAUGCAUGCGCGCGGUAACGCGUGUUUCUCCCUCAUCUCUGACUCAACAGGAGCUCCGAAGGUGCUCGACGCUCUCCGCUGUCGCGACUUGUCAACGUUCUUCCACUGAUUUUUGGGCAGUUUCGAAGGAGGCCUGGACACUCCAUUUUUCUGCCUUUCUCUUUUUAGCGACUGCUCUUCCUUCCUCCCCACUGCCUUUCGGCGACCUCCCGGCUGGUCUCUCUGCCGUAGAGGGAGCGACAAGCCCCACAACUUUUGCCGGAUGGUGCGGGAAGCUUAUGCGAAAUUACAAGUAUAAAUUUCAAAGAUAAAGAUAAAGCUGAACAGGAGUACAGGCGCGAGAAGACGAAUGCUUCUGGAACUGCGGACUUCGGCAAGGGAGAACGCGAGAUCCAGAGUACCCUUGUAACAGGACAGCGCGCGCAUGCGGAGAAAACGGAAGAGAAAUUCGCAAACGCAAGCGUUUUGUCUCCUUUGUGAUUGCGUCUCCUCGUUUCUGGAAACUUCAGAGACGAAAUCGAUUUCACAGCAGCUCCCUCUGCUCCUUUGAGUUCUGUCGCUUCUUCCCUUGCUUCUCUUUCGUCUGGUUCGACCUCCAGCGCACAAUGGAGGCUGCUGGCGAAUGCGCUCCUUCUUCUUCUUCUUCUUCUUCUUCCUCUCCUACUUCCUCGUGCUGCGACGGCUCUGGGUCUUCGCCGCCUGCUGAAGGAGUCUCUGUACAGGCCGAACGCGCGACAGAUGCCGAGAUGCCGGAGGCUUCUUCUGGUCGUUCGUUUUCCACUUGUGAUGCUGCAUGCGCGUCUGCAUCAGAGAAGCAAGAAGUUGAGGGUACCGAGGAGCUGGCCGUCAUCAGAUCCCUUGGAAAAGCCCGCACAUCCUCUGUCAGCAGAGGCGAAUCUUCUUCAGAAGAGGAGAGCGAUGAAGAGGAGAUGUCUCCCGAACGGAGACACGCAGCGAAGAUGUCGGCUUUACAAGAAGCUCUGCAGAGAGACCUGGUCAUUGACGGAGAUGCAGAAAUCGACGACCUUCUCGUCGCUGCCCAUGUUGCUCAGAUCGAGAAUCAACUCCUAGAGGCGCAGCAGAAGGCAGGCAACUUGAGAAAUGAGACAAUGGAGAAGCUGCUUUCGUCGGGGAAGGGCGCUUCUCUGUCAGAGGCAGCCGAUGGCGAAACAGCGAGAGCCGAGAAGCAGGACGAGUCUGCGAUGAAAGACGAAGGAGAAGAAGAUGACGAAGACGAGGAGGACACAGACGACCAAGAAGUCCAAGCCCUUAUGAAAAAUGAGGAGCGCUUUCGCCAGAGGCUCCUGCCUCAUCCGGAAUCUACGCCGACUGUGGCAGAAGCUCUGAGGAGAGCGAAGACCGCUUUGAGCGCCUCGACAGCUUCAGCUUCCUCUGGGCCCCAGGGGGCGCAUGCAGAGAAUGCAACGCACGCAGAGGCGAGUGCAGGAGAGCCGAGGAUAGAGGGGAAGAAAGGAGCAGAGGACGCGAUCGGAAAAGAGGGGAAGGAAGACUACGCAGACAAAUUGAAGGGAUUGCUGGCCCUCAUUGGAAAGGAACCGGAGGAAGACGAAAUCGACGAAGAGGAAGAAGACGAAGGCAACGCGAAAGGAGAAGACGGAGACGCCCUCGGCAUGUGGACAGGCAUUGACCCAAUCGAGGUCGAGGGCUUGCCCGCCCAGGUCGCUCCCGACUGCGCUGUAAAGGCCUGCGGCGUCGUGCAUGCGCUGGUGGGCUCGAUGCUUGUCGUGAAGGGAGACGAGAACAGCAAUCCGAUGGAUCUCGGCUCCGUGGUUUGUCUGGAAGACAAAACCGUUCUGGGCGCCAUCGCCGACACCUUCGGUCCCGUCGCGGCGCCCUUCUACGUGGUUUGUCUCCCCGAGGAACCUCCAGAAUCUCGACAGAAGCAGCAGUCUUCCCCCGCUUCUCCCGCUUCGUCUCUCCGUUCUCGGCUUUCAGUGGGCCUGCGGGUCUACAGCGACGUGUUGCAUUCGUCUUUCCUGUUGGGGCAGCACGGCCAGGUGCCUGCGUACUUGAAGUCUCUGCACAGGCCGCGUCUGCACUACGCGAGCGGCGAGGAGGACAACAGCGAGGACGAGGACGACGAGGACGACGACCGCAUGUCGUGCGUCUCGGGUGCGUCCUCGCGGUCCGCCAGCUCUCAGCGCAGUCUGCGAGGGCGGGGCCGAGGUCUCUCUGCUCUGGGCUUCAGGAAGGACGGCGACCGGGCGUCACGAGCGUGUCUGAAGGAGACCUACGAAGAUGCCGGGAAAGAGAUUUCUCCCGAGGAAGAGGCGGCGCUCGAGCUGCAGAAACAGCAGCGCGAGCAGCAGCAGAAACUCCGCACUGAAGCGAUGCUGAGACAGUUUUCCCAGGCGCGGGGCGAGGGGCAGAAGCCUGCGAAGCCGGGCCUCUCGAGGGCCUCGGGCGGCCGUCCGCCCCCCGCCUGGGCGCCCCCUGUGGGGUGUGCAUCGAGGCCUGCGUUCGCCGUCCCGGCUCCCGGUGGGGCCCGUGGAGCCCAACGGAGGUCGGAGGCCAUAGCGGAGCCGCGAGGCGGUGACCGGCGACGCAGCGGAUACCAGGGACCUGCCGGAGGCGAGGCUGUGGGAGGGGCGAGGUGUGGGGCAGGUCAAGAGAAAACAAGAGGAGGCGCGGGAUCGACUGGCAUGCAUGCGCAGGCGUCAUCCGUCCCCCCGCCGCCCUCGGGCCCCGAGGCGAUGGGCGCCGUGCGGGCCAACUGCCCCUUGGUGGGGGGUGAAGCUCAACACACGGGUGCGGCCUUGCCCUCUGGAUCUCUCGCCUCGCCCUGUCACCCGCAGCACCCGCAGCCUCCUGCGUCGUGCCAUGCCGCCGGUGCAGAGGCGCCACAGGGCUCCUUUGCCUUAGGCGCUGUUCCCCACUCACCCUCGGGGACUCACAUGCCGCGCCCGCAUCCGCCUCCCUCGCACCUUCACACAGGCUGCUGCCACCGGCCACAGACGGCAGGGCCCGGGUGCGGCGCGCCUUCGUUUUCCUGUGUGCAUGCGUGCGCAUGCACUCAGACUCAUGUGCCUGGCGGGGGCGCAUGCAGUUACCCCGGCGCGCCAGGCGUGGGGUGUACGGGCUACGCGGCAGGAACAAACGCGUCUGCAUGCAGUCCGGGGCUCCCUGCCUUCCCUCACGGCUCGCCGCCCACUUCUGGAUUUGGACUCGGCGUUUCGCAUGCACUUGGUGCCGGGGGGCCAGGUGCGCCCGGGCAGUUCCACUGUCCCCUCGCGACAUCGGGUGUCUCGACACCCCACCAUGGAAGCGCGGCGUGUCUAGGCCCUUCGUUUGGGCAGCCCCACGGGUGGGCAGCCGCUUCCGCGACCCAGAGAUGUUUCUCUCACUCGCACGGAGAACCGGGGAAGGCGGAGGCGAACCGCGGCACUGCCGCUGUCUCUUCAGUCCCUCCCUGGGCGCGGACCUGCGGCCAACCUGCCCCUCCGGCUUCAGGGGCAUAUACACCUCACGGCACAAGUCACCCUCCGCCUUCCAGUUCUGCCUUCCCUGCGACCGGCCAAGGCGUGAGGCCGCCUCCCCCUCCUCCUGCCUUUCGGUAGAGCAGCAGAGAGGGUCGUGAAGGACACAAGUAGAAAAGGAAGCAGAAGAAAAAGCGAAAACUACCAACAAGACAGCAAGGGCGGCGGGUGCAGGAUCGCGCGUUGCGAAGCAGUGGAACGAAAGGUUUGGAAUCUGUGGCAAAGCGACUCAGCGAAGAUGCGCAUGCAUACACAUGCUUUUUUAGAGGCGGGUCCGCGUCCGCGGGGCGUGCUUCCAGAGGGAAAAGGAAUCUACUGCUACUGUUGAGACUCUUCUUAUUCUUCUCUUCGGCACUCGUUUGUCAAGGACCACCCGUUCCAAACUGAAAAUCCUGCUUCCUCGAGAGAAGCCGAAGUUUCGCGACGCUCGCGGAAGUGAAGGAAUCUC